Ustilaginoidea virens is the source of this 729-nucleotide messenger RNA. RefSeq lists its product as uncharacterized. The record is from RefSeq and is a predicted model, not a curated record. Bases 1 to 729 code for a protein of 242 amino acids. Gene Ontology annotation, biological process: protein acetylation. Lineage: Eukaryota; Fungi; Ascomycota; Sordariomycetes; Hypocreales; Clavicipitaceae. Gene Ontology annotation, molecular function: N-acetyltransferase activity. The transcript has 3 exons.
AUGAAGGCCAACCAAGCAGUCGCCAUCGUCACCGACAAGGUCCUGCUCGUGCCGUACGAAGCGCACCACGUGCCCCUCUACCACGCCUGGAUGCAAGACGCGGCCAUUCGGGACGCCACCGCGUCGGAGCCCCUGACCCUGCAGCAAGAGUACGAGAACCAGCAGUCGUGGCGGGCGUCGCACGACAAGCUCACCUUUAUCGUGUGCGAGCCGCUGCUCCGCGGGGACGACGAGGCCGUCGUCGUCCGGGCGGGCCGGGCGGACGCGGAGGGCCGCGCCAGGGGCGACGUCAACGUGUUUGUGCACCGCGACGGGGCGCGGCUGACGGGCGAGAUCGACGUCAUGAUUGCCGAGGCGGCGCACCGGGGCCAGGGGUGCGGCCGGGCGGCGGUGCAGGCGCUGCUGGUGUACCUGUGGCGGAACUGGGGGACGCUGCGGGCCGAGUACGCGGCCGGCGAGGAGGGGCGCUCGGCGCCGGGGCGGGGGCCGGCGGGAGCGGGGAUGGAAGCGGAAAUGGAAAUGGCGGGGCUGAUGGCCAAGAUUCAGCAGGCCAACGGGGCCAGCAGGGCGCUGUUCCGGCACCUGGGGUUCGCGCAGGUCGGCGAGGCGGACUAUUUCGGCGAGGUCACCGUGGCUGUGGCGUGGGACCAGGUCGGCAGACUGGUCGAGGGGUGGCUGGACAGCGCGAGCGCGAGCCUUUACCGGGAGGCCGAGUACAUGCGGCAGUAA